Nicotiana tabacum (common tobacco) is the source of this 1278-nucleotide messenger RNA. RefSeq lists its product as uncharacterized. The record is from RefSeq and is a predicted model, not a curated record. Lineage: Eukaryota; Viridiplantae; Streptophyta; Magnoliopsida; Solanales; Solanaceae. Gene Ontology annotation, biological process: ribosomal small subunit biogenesis.
AUAAGAUUGUUGGGUGGAUGAAUUCGACCGGCGUCGUCAACUGCAGAUGAAUUCCAAUAACGUCGUUAUUGCUUUUGUCGACCAGCAAAGCCAUUAAUAUUUUUUGGUAACUAAAGCCAUUUAAUUUGUUGUUCCCUUUUCUUUUCCAACGAAUAAAUUGCCCAAAGGAAUGAAUUUAAGUACCGGUUGGAUGACAUGGAGCCCAAUAUCCAUGGGUUCUAGCAGUAAUAGUAGCAGGAUUUCCUGUCAUACACAUAACCCACUUUCGAAUAUGGCGAGAAGGAGAAGGGUAUGUAUAACGGUGAAUGCCAAGAAGAGAAGCAAACCAGUUCUCAAGCCUUCGGUUGUUGAAAAAGUUUCUUUGGUUGAUGAGGCUGAGGAUGAGCUUCUUCUUGAAGAUGAGGACCUGGUGGAUGAUGAUGAUGGGGUCUUUGACGAGUAUUUUGAGGAAGACGCUGAGCUUUAUGCUGGGGAUGGAUCGGGAGGAGGAGGGAUCUCUCUGGCUGGGACAUCAUGGGACAAAAGAGCAUUAGAACUUGCAGAAGAAGUUGCUCUAUCAUUUGAUGGGGAAUUAGGAAUUUAUGCCUUUAAAACAUUGAAAAAUGCCAACAUUCAAGUACGAGUGGAGAGACUUACAAAUAAGUCAGGUACUCCUAGUAUGAUGGAUAUUGAAGCUUUCUCAUUAAGAUACAGAGAAAAGCUUGAUGAAGCUGAGGUGGCUGGAUCUAUUCCAAAUAACGUAUCUCUUGAGGUAUCAUCACCUGGUGUUGAGAGAGUUAUUCGGAUUCCCCAAGAUCUCGACCGGUUCAAGGAUCGUCCUAUGUAUGUAAAAUAUGUUAGUGAUGAAGUGGCUGAGGGUGGAUCAUCAUCUGAACAUGAUGGUGUUCUCAGGCUUGUAUCUUUCAAUUUGGAAACUAAUGCUUGUAUUUGGGGCAUAGCAGAUGUUGGAGUGAAUAGAGAAAAAGCAGGGAAAGGUAAACCUCUAAGCAAGAAGCAAAGAGAUUGGCGCUUGGAGACACCAUUUACAUCCUUGCGUUUAGUUCGUUUAUAUUCUGAAAUUUAGAAAUUUUAGAGGUUCAAACAUUUAUAGUCACAGCAAAGAACCUCUUCUGCUAGCAAGGUUUACAUAAGAAAAGGACGAUACAAUUCAUUAUGGUACAGGAUAUGAAAGUUUGUAUGAAAUUGGAUUCAGAAGGAACUGGAUCAUAACAUUUUGAAGAUUUUGUAUUACAAAUUUAUACGUAUUGCUACUCAUAAUACAGAUGUCAGCUAUCGCUA